Molecule: messenger RNA, 1566 nt
Organism: Aspergillus niger
Lineage: Eukaryota; Fungi; Ascomycota; Eurotiomycetes; Eurotiales; Aspergillaceae
Exons: 6
Coding region: 1-1566 (521 amino acids)
Cellular component (GO): mediator complex
Source: RefSeq, a predicted model, not a curated record
AUGGUCGAGCUGGACACGAAGAAAUUCCGGAUUGCCAAGUCGGCUACCGAGCUGGAGAUUGAAAGCGAGCGCUUAGAAGGCGAGCUGGAGAUGCUGAAGGAGCGACUGGCCGAUCUGGAGGCGCAGGGGUUGGAGGGCGAUGAACCGACGCGCCGCGAGCGCGAGAUGGAUGAUGCGACGCUGCUGCGAUUGAAAAUCUACCGGUCCUUGGGCGUGGAUAUCGAGGCGGACGAUGCAGGCAACUUCACCAAGGCGGUGAUCCGCAAUAGUCGCAAGGGCGAUGUGCAUGUGGUGAACAUUGACCCGAAGUUCUCGCGGUUCUUCUAUUCGAACUACUUCUGGUCGACGAUGCAGGGACCUACUCUUCAACUCUCUCCUCACAAGCUCCCUCUCCUCCUCACUCAACCCACUCACCCUCCCGUCCCUAGCAUACAGCAAUGGCUUCUCAAACGGAAACAACCGUUCCACGACCCCCAGCACCUCCUCCCACCUCUCCUCCCCGACAUCCCACAACUCAAACCACCUCCUUUGCAUAACCUCCAUCCUCUCCACCACAUCAUCUAUGCCAGGCACUUCUUCCCCAUCCCACUCAACGCCUCCCGCACGCCCCUCGUCGCCUCCCUGGGACUAACCAGCAUCCCGAUGACGCCUGUCCCGCGCCACCCCACCGGCGCCGACGAGAACGUCCCCUCGAGCUCACGGACGAUAUUGGGCCCAAGCUUCGUCUUGAGCGCCUUGCAUUGCACAAGGACGCGCGGUGGGUGCUCGUGUGCGGGGAGAUGCCAGGUUCCGACGAGCUUAGCUCUUCCACUUCUUCACUCUCCACCAUUACCAUCACCAUCACCAACCAUCACCUCUACAACUAUUCUCACAACUACCCUAUACACCUACGCCUACACCCCACGCCUAUACUACAACCCCGCCACCACCUUUCAAUCACAAUUUGGAACACAAAAAGGGAGAAAGGAACCCAACAUGGCAGACAUCUUAACCCAACUUCAAACCUGCCUCGACCAGCUCGCAACCCAAUUCUACGCGACUCUAUGCUACCUAACGACCUACCACGACAACAUCCCCGCGACGCCGCCUCCCACAAGCACAACCCCCAGCGCCGCGCCCCUACUAGCAAAAAUCCCCAAGAACGCAUCUACCCCCCCGGUCCCAGCGUCCGCGCCCCAAGCAGCACAAUCCCAAUCGCAAGCCUCGCCACCACCACCCGACACCGCAAAUCCCCAAACCGGAGGGCAGCAUGCAGAUCAACAGCAACAAAGCCCAGAUGGUGAAGGUCUACCUGCGCCGGACAGCCCCGCUACAUUUGCAGCCAGACAACGGGAACUAGCGCGCGAUCUCGUCAUCAAGGAGCAGCAGAUCGAGUACUUGAUUAGUGUGUUGCCGGGGAUAGAUAGUAGUGAGGCGGAGCAGGAGAGGCGGAUCCGGGAGCUGGAGGGGGAGUUGAGGAUUGUGGAGGGGGUGAGGGAGGAGAGGAGACGCGAGUUGGGGGUGUUGAGGAGGAGGUUGGAGGGUGUUUUGGGGGUGGUGGAGAGGGGGAUUUAUUCUAGGGAUUAG